Messenger RNA from Chroicocephalus ridibundus (black-headed gull), 9224 nucleotides. It is a transcript of the gene AAK1, whose product is annotated as AP2 associated kinase 1. Gene Ontology annotation, biological process: protein phosphorylation. Bases 655 to 4113 code for a protein of 1152 amino acids. The record is from RefSeq and is a predicted model, not a curated record. The transcript is spliced from 17 exons. Gene Ontology annotation, molecular function: protein kinase activity; ATP binding. Lineage: Eukaryota; Metazoa; Chordata; Aves; Charadriiformes; Laridae.
UGUGGGGCGCGGGGUGCCGGCCGCCUUCCCGCCUGGCUCCGCCGGUGGAGGUGGUGGGGCCAUCCCGGGGCGGCGGGGCCUGUCCGAGCCCUCGGGGCUGGCGGGGGCGGUGCUCCCGCCGGCAGCCGGGACUUCCUGUGACAACCCAUUUCCUGGUCGGAUGGGGCCGGCGGGGGGCGGCGGCGGGGUCGGUCCCUGACGGGCUCGGUGGCCGUCGGGAGCUCCGCCAGGCAGCGAUGCGGGCCCCGGGCCCUGCCGGCAGGCGACCCCCGCCGUGACCCGCCGCGGGCAGCCUGGUGGGGCUACGGCAGGCCGGCCCUCGGGUGCAUGGAGGCACCCCCCGCCCGCAGAGAGGUACCGGGCGGGGGGCCCUGUCGGUCGGGGCUCCCUGAGGGGGCUGCGGCGGCCCCGGCCGUGCAGUGGGGAUAAUCGUCUUUCCCCUCCCGUUAUCCCCACCUCUCCCUGUGGUUUUGCAGGUGUGAAUCCCCCGGAGGACACCGCGCCUGGCUCGGCUUGGCCCCGCAAGACGAGCGGCCCCGGGUGUCCCUCGCCGGGCCCGGCCGGGCUGCAGGAGGGACAAGGCAGAGGGGUUGGGACCUUAAAAAUAGCAUCGCCCCCAUUAACCAGGCAGCUGCUGCUGCUGCCUCCUGAGAAAUGAAGAAGUUUUUCGACUCGCGUCGGGAGCAGGGUGGCUCUGGCCCGGGGUCGGGCACCAGCGGCGGCGGCGGCGGCAGCGGCGGCCCGGGCAGCGGGUACAUCGGGCGGGUGUUCAGCAUCGGCCGGCACCAGGUGACGGUGGACGAGGUGCUGGCGGAAGGUGGAUUUGCAAUAGUGUUUCUUGUGAGGACUAGCAAUGGGAUGAAGUGUGCCCUUAAGCGUAUGUACGUCAAUAACGAGUAUGACUUGCAAGUCUGCAAAAGAGAAAUCCAGAUCAUGCGGGAUCUGUCUGGCCACAAGAACAUUGUUGGAUACAUUGACUCCAGUAUAAACUCAGUAAGUAGCGGUGACGUCUGGGAAGUGCUGAUACUGAUGGACUUCUGUCGAGGAGGUCAAGUGGUGAACCUCAUGAACCAGCGCCUGCAGACGGGGUUCACGGAGAAUGAGGUCCUGCAGAUCUUCUGUGACACCUGCGAAGCUGUAGCCAGGUUGCAUCAGUGUAAAACGCCAAUAAUCCACAGGGAUUUGAAGGUUGAAAACAUCCUGCUGCACGAUCGUGGCCACUAUGUCCUGUGUGACUUUGGAAGUGCUACUAACAAAUUCCAGAACCCUCAAACAGAAGGGGUGAAUGCGGUAGAGGAGGAGAUCAAAAAGUACACUACGUUAUCCUAUAGAGCGCCAGAAAUGGUCAACCUCUAUAGUGGCAAACUUAUUACUACAAAAGCAGACAUAUGGGCCCUUGGCUGUUUACUGUACAAACUGUGUUACUUCACCUUGCCGUUUGGGGAGAGUCAGGUGGCGAUCUGUGAUGGCAAUUUCACCAUUCCAGAUAAUUCUCGGCACUCGCAAGACAUGCACUGCCUCAUCCGGUAUAUGCUUGAGCCAGACCCUGAUAAGAGACCUGAUAUUUAUCAAGUCUCCUACUUUGCAUUCAAAUUGGCAAAGAAGGAAUGCCCAGUCCAGAAUGUCCAGAACUCUCCGAUCCCCACUAAACUCCCAGACCCGGUUAAAGCAAGUGAAGCUGCUGCAAAGAAGAGUCAACCAAAGGCCAGGCUGACAGAUCCCAUCCCUACGACAGAAACGUCCAUAGCACCCCGCCAGAGACCUAAAGCAGGGCAGACACAACCCAACCCUGGAAUUUUACCCAUUCAGCCAGCCCUGACGCCUAGGAAGAGACCCACCGCUCAAGCAGCCAUUCAGCCACAAGUUGCAGGACCCGCUGCCCUGGGCAGUGGGCAGCCUUCGCUCCCUGCCAACGUCCCCCAGCAAAAAGCAGCCCCUCAACAGACUCCAGCACAGCCGCAAGCCAAGCAGGCGCCAGCUCCGCAGCAAGCCUCCCAGGCGCAGCCCCAGGUCCCUUCUACUCAGCCCCAAGCGACGCCUCAGCAUCAACAGCAGCUUUUCUUGAAGCAGCAGCUUCUGCAACAGCAGCAGCAGCAACAGGCUGCGUAUUACCAGCAGCAGCAGCAGAUGAUGCAAGCCCAGCAGUUCCCAGUGAUGCAGCAAGGAGCGCCAGCGCAGCAGCAGCUGAUGCAGAACUAUUACCAGCAGCAACAGCAGCAGCAGCAGAUGAUGGCCCAGCAGGCAGCAAUGCAGCAGAAGACGGCGGUAGCAGCAGUUCAGCAAAAGCAGCAAACCCCAGCGCAGCCCCCCCAGGCCCAGCAAAGCGCGGCCCAGACAGCGCAGCCACAGGAGCAAGCGGUGCAGGCACAAAUGAGGCAACAGCAAAAACCUCAGACCACUCCCCCCACAGCAAUGCAAGGGCAGAAGCUGGGCUCUCUCACCCCUCCGUCCUCCCCCAAGACGCAGCGUGCAGGACACAGGAGGAUUCUGAGCGAUGUGACCCACAGUGCAGUUUUUGGGGUUCCGGCCAGCAAGUCUACCCAGCUCCUGCAGGCAGCUGCUGCUGAAGCCAGUCUCAACAAGUCCAAAUCUGCUUCCACCACACCCUCGGGUUCCCCAAGGACCUCACAGCAGAAUGUCUAUAACCCGCCUGAUGUCUCCACGUGGAAUCCCUUUGACGACGAUAACUUCUCCAAGCUGACAGCUGAGGAGCUGCUGAACAAGGACUUUGCAAAGCUAGGUGACGGGAAAGCUCCAGAAAAGAUGAGCAGUUCCACAGAGAACUUGAUUCCAGGUUUCCAGCCAGCUUCAUCUGCAGCCCAGGCAGAUGCAUUCGGUGGCUCUUCCUUCACUGCUGGAUCAGCUGAAAAAACAAAAGACAUUCUGAGUCUGGACGCUAGCCCUCCUCUCCUGACUGUGCCUGAUCCUUUCACUCCUCUCGCAUUAUCCGACACGCCAGGUCUGCAGAGGGAUCCAGCCCUUUUUCCAGUUGUAGCUCUUGAACUCUCUAGAGGACCUUCCAGCAACGAUGGACUUGCUUUGUACAAGGGUCAGUCUGAGACACUGAAAACGCAGCACAACGCAGAGUCAGACUACUUAGCAAGAGAUGGUCCUUCAAGCAACAGCUCCUUCUACAGCAGUGAAGGAGAGGGGACAGACCACGAAGGAGAUAUUUUGGAUUGCAGCGGGUCCAGGCCUUUACUGAUGGAUUCGGAAGAGGAGGAGGAAACCUGCAAGCUGUGCGCAGGGUCCCCGCAGUCUGCGCCCCGGGAAAGACGCGAGGCCUCCAAAGAAGAUCCCCACUCCCAGUCUUCCCAGAGUAGAGCGGGGGAGAUGCUGUUCCCUUCCUUCCAGUCACACACCGGCGAGGUUUUUAACGAACCGGAUGUUUUCGCCACGGCUCCUUUCCGAAGCUCGAGAAAAGUGCCUGAUGAGGUGGAUGUCUUUACCAAAGCUCCUUUUAUCUCCAAGGGCAACGUGGCUCACAGACACCCAGAAGAAGCAGAUGUAUUUCUGAGAGCUCCUUUCACUAAAAAGAAAAGCGUGGAAGAGUUGACUUCCCAUAGUAUGUCUAAGGAACCGUUCACACCACCUGUUUUCCUAAGUCAAGGAGGUGAUGUCCAGCACAGAGCUAACCCGAUGUUCCCAAGUCUGGAUUCAGCAAUGUGUGGGUCCGUGGCCUCAGUGAGAUCUCAGUAUUCCUCUGCCGGGUUUACCCAGCCAAGCAAUCUUCAUCCCUCGUCUGUAAGAGCUGUGGAGACCCAGGAGAACGUCCCUUCUAAAGGUGUGCUGCAAGAGCAGGCUGGCAUUCCCGGUGAGAGAAGCCAAGGAGGACACGCGCUGCCCCAGGAAGCGGUGCUGGGCUCCGUGGUUAACCAGCCUUUCCGUCCACAAUCUUUGUCAAAAUAUUCCCGUCACUACAGUCCGGAAGAUGGGCAGGGUCUCGAAGUCAAGCCCAUAGCUGCUUAUAAAGUGGUUUCUCAGACCAACAGACAGGCGAUAUCAGGAUCUGUCUCGGUUGCCCCUCUGUCUUCCAGGACUACAGAGCUGCCCGGCGGGGAUCCGUUUGCUUCCGCACCCUUUCCUUCCAAAGCGGGAAAGCAAAAGCCUUAAUCUGCUGUGAGCUGGGAGGGGUGCUUCCCAAAGGACCGCCUCUCACAGGACCUUGAACCUCUUAGUUGAAAUGAAUGACAUAGCGAGAUAUAUAUAUAUAUAUAUAUAAAAAAUAAUUAUUAUUUUUUGGUCAGAACUCUAUUUGCAGUGAUACAUAGUUGAACCAUUUUAAGUUAUGUUAGUUAGUCUGAAUGCCUGGCGCUCAGGAUCUUCAUAUCCUUUUCAGUUGCUUCUUACCUUCCUCCUCUCACUGUCGUGUCCCCCCCACCCCGCCAUUUAUUUUUUAGGUGCUUUUCCAAACCAGUAAUCUGUAUUUUCUGAACCUGGCUAGGGAAAUGCAUUAUAAGAUGAAUUAAAAGGCUUAUUAAUUACAGAGCAAGUCAAGCGGGACUUGCUAGUGCUCUGGAAAGGAAGUGAUUUCACAAGUUAAAGGGUUAUGGCGACUUCUUUCCUAUCAGCAGGGGCUUGGGGCCGAGAGCAAGGCUGUAUAUUCCGGCUGCUUGGCAGCGACGGCAAACCUGGCAGCUGAGGCUCCAGAGUGAUUCUGGUGAGGUGCAGACGGAGCGAGAGCCGAGCAGGCGAUGUGUGGUGCCAGGUUUGUGCCGCGCUGAUGCGAGCAGAGCCGUGGCAUCACGCACGCAGCGUUUCUUUGCUCGCUGUGGCAUGUAACGCGUGGAAGCAGUUCUGCCCGGGGGCCUGUGCUGGAGCCUGGAGGAGUUGGUGUAAGGACUCGCAGUGCCUUCAGUCACUUGUCUUGCGAGCUCUCAGAUGCAUGAACUUCAGCAAAGCAAUCUGUCAGGCUGUUACUGUUGCUGCUGUUUGGAAAAUAGAAUAAUCAGGCGAAGCUUUCCGUUUUACGUGCACAUUGCCUGUCUGGUUUAUGCCAAAGUGUAGGACCCAGAAAUUUGCUUAUGGUGUUGUGAAGGAGAGAGCCAUGCUUUUUUACAGUAUUAAAAAUACGCCUUACGGAAAAAUUUAUUAUGCAAAUAACUCAGUAGAUGUCCUGAUCUGCAUACCUCGUUUGGUGUAAUUCAGCAUUGGCUGCAAUCCGGUUGGACUGAUUUAUACUAGCAGAGAACUUGAUUCCAUAUUUGUAAAUCCUGCCUUUUGUUUUUCUGUUGAUUAAGGACGAGCCUAAACAAAAUCCAUUCACACUCCUUCGCUAAUGUUUGCUCAGCUUCAAAAAUGUUGUGCUUUCUACGCUAUUCCCAAACAGAAAGACAAUUUCUUAUUGCUUGUUCAGUCAUUGGUGUGGUGAAUCCCGAUAUGGUGUUUGGAGGAAGAAUCACCCGGGCUGGCAGCUGGGCAGAAACGAAGAAGGCUUUUUGCUCCCUUCUCUAUUCGCUAAUAGAAGGCAGAGAUUAAGAGUGAAACCUCCCGUCUUGCAAAAUGCCUGGUUGCUAAGUUGUCUUGGAUCUGCUAUUUCUGGCCCACAAGGGUUACAUGUAAGCGUGGGCUGGCUUUCAAAAUAUGCAGUUAUAGAGACUCCCAGUCGCUGAUGAAUCUUUGCAGUGCAGGAAUCCUUCCUCCGAACAGCUGUUGGUGCUGCAGAAUGUCUCCCAAGAAAAAAAUUUGGUGGUUUUAUUUUUAAGGACUUAACAUCUACGGAAAAAAAAAAUCCCCAUUGGCUCUACUAGCACCUGGCCAAGUCUCUUAAAAGCCUCGUGGUGGCCAUUUCCCAAGGAAGGUUGUUCCUUAUCGUGUCAGAUGGAGCCUUGCGCUGAGGGUAAAGGACACAGUUUGCCUUUGGGAGCGGCUUUGAGGUCUUUGGGCGUUUGCAGGGGAAUUGUUGGAGCAAUGGGUGGGUUGCUGAGAUCAGGACCGGUUGUAGGCAGAGCAGGUUCCUGCCCUGCUCGUUUUCUGGUGUGUUUGUACUGGGAAAGGACUGUGAGUACUGUCACGCUAGGAGAGGGAAGGAUCAGGCACCGCUCCUCCUGACUCACCGGAGCCACACCCGGGAGAACUUCUGCAGCCGAAAAUAGACCUCAGUCUAGUUUUGGGGGGAAAAAACCUGACACCACCCCCUGUACAUAGCUUUGUCCAAUGUCCAAAUAAUAAGCAUUAAAGGAAUGCAACAGGCAUAUUAAAGAUUCACGUGAAUGCUGCUUCAACAAAGCAGAACUUUGCACAGUCCAGGGAUGACUCGCUGCCGACGUUUAAGCCCAGCAGUGUAUGGGGAGGAUGGAUGGAGCUCAGCCAGGAGCUGACUAGCAAAGCACCUGCAGAUAGGAGUUACCACCUGCCCCAUGUUUCUUUUCCCCUCCCCGAAUUCACUUCCCUUCCAAAAUAUCCCCAGUUGCAAGAGAUGAGCCAAAAGUUCUGCUGGACACGCUCGGCGUGGGGAUUGUCUGGAAGGGAGAGGGAGAAAGCUCGGCCUGAGGUCUUCGAGCCUUGGGGACGAGAAUAGAGGAAAGCAGGGAGGCUACGCUGGCUUGCACAGACCAGUUCCUGGCAGGUAGUGACUUGCCAAGCCCAGCUCAGGUCGAGUGGUGGGGAGCUGGGAGCCUUAAUGCUUGGAGUUAAGUGAUACUGGUGCAUACUGGUGGUUUAGGGUUUUUUCUGUCCUCCGUCACUGCCUUUUGAAAGCAGAAGUACUGUAAAGAAAUUCCUGGGUUUCCCUUGAGACAUUUCAUCAGCAAAGCUGAGGCUGUUGUUUAUUGUGUUUUGCUGUUGUUGAGUUUCUUUGUUUAAAUCUAUACCCGAAAGAUGGUUGUUGGUUUUGUUUUUAAACUGUACCCACCCCCACCUCCAAGUUGGUUGUUGCUGGAUUGGAUCAUCGAGAGAUGCCGACGGCUGCGAUAGCAAACUAUGAAUUCAAGGGGUAGCAAGGAGCCCCAGCGUGAAGGCCCAGGUUCGUUUCAACACGCAGCCUGUGUCGUGGCCGCGCGUGCUGCCGGGAGGCUGGAUUUGGCCUCGAGCUGUUCAGUUCGCUCGGGAAGCUGCUGGAGGGGAGGUCAGGCCUUGGCGGCGCAGGGAUGAAUCUGCAGACCGGGGAGAUGUUUCCCUGGAGCAAGCAGGAUAAAUAAGAUGUGGGUUCAAGGUAUUACCUCUACUAACUGGAUUCAGGUUCUCCUUCCUUUCCUUCAUUUUUACUUGAAAAAUUGUUUUUGGAUAAUUCUGUGAAACUCCUUUCGAUGCCGCAUCCAGGUCUCACUCAGACGAUGCUGGAGAUGCAUUAGCCUGUUCCCCGUCACGCUCGGAGGGAAGGCCCUUGCGUCUUGCGUGCGUGUGCGUGUUGGCGAGGGGGGAUGAGUGUGUCGCUCAGACCUUGCUGUCCUGCACUGCCAGCCGAGGGAGAAAGGGAAAAUGCACCGAGGCGCAGCGAAGUGUGCGGGCUUGUUUACAGCCCUGAUUCAGGUCAGGUCAGGCUGAAUUUCCAGCUAGCGUUUUGGCAGCUUUUAUGCUCUUCAAGCACUUUACGCGUAGAGCAAGCUAACCGUGCCCCAGAAGCUAAUGAUCCUGCCAGCAUACAUCCAGUGCUUAAAUGGUUUUAAAUCUCCUUUGAGGGAUGGAGGCGGCUUAUUUGUAUCUCUGCAUGUGACCUACGAAAUAAUGGGACUUUUGGUUAUGGUCAGAAAACUGAAUUUCAAUGCCUGUUAGUCGGAUAUCCUUCUCACUUCCACCCGUGUUCCUCCUAAUCCUGCACUGCCAGUACUGUAUCUUCAGCGUGAUGACUUCAAAGUGGAAAUUUCAUUUCCAUAGUCUCUGAAGCUUACUUUAAUGAAUGUGGACGAAUAAUGCUAAUUGUUUUUCUUUGCCACACAACCAGUGAUCUUAAUGAAAUAAGACUGGUAUGCCCUCAAUGCAGUGUUUCAUUUCCUGAACAGAACCACUGGUUUCAUCUUUUUUUUAAAGCUGUAGCAAAUUCUCUGAACUGCCCUGGGUCCUCAGGCACGGCCAGAGGGCCGCAGUUAUUGCUGCAGUCCUGCGACAAUCUUAGAUUCAUGCUGGGAAAGGGACUGGUUCUUACCCAUUGCCAACUUCAGCAUGAACGCACUUAAAGUCUCUCUUCAACGUUUGUAGAUUUUUUGCCGUGACGUUUGUACAGCACACGUAACGGGACCAGCUGCCGUGGUGUUAACCUGCAUUUUCCGCAGCCUGCUGCAGUAUUUUCCGGACUUUCCCCGUAUCUCCUCUCCCUUCCAGCCAGCUCAGCACUAGUCAUACGUGGUGUUAAGUUUACAAUCGUAGUCUCUUGAAGCCAGCGCACACUCGAUCUGUAAUGCACACUAUGCAUGGAGCACAUAAGUGACAUUACGCUCUUAACAGCAAACCCGUGUAAGCAGUCAUGACACACAGCACCCGAAGCAUGUCUUCAGUGGGACUUAAGCAAGACUGAGCGAGAUCUGUUUAAUCACUGAACUCUCAAUCACUCCAAAGUGGUAAUCGGUUACUUUAACUCAGCUUCCACCAAAGACUCUUGUGUUGGGGAGUUGAAUUUUUUGUGGUUGUUUUUUUUCCUCAUGGUGUUAAAUCAAGGCCUUUCGGUACACUGAGAGACUCCAAAGCAUUUUUACAGUAGUAUCUUAACAGUGAAAUCUUGUUCCAGUUCUGAAACACAUUCCUGAAACCUGAUCAGCUGUGUUAGUGUUUCUAAAAAUAAGCCACGGCCUGUAGUUUCCCUUGUAGGUAGGGUAAGUACUGUCACACAUACCUAGAAAUACUCCCUGUGAAGACAGAGGGAUAACGCUGAUCCACUGUUCCCUCAUCCCUCCUCUCCUAAGGCAGAAAUACUCGCUCACAGGGGUGGGGGGACAGGGUGCUUGUUCAGGGCCGGGGGCUCCGGUGUAGGAUGCAGCUGGUAGAGCAUCACUGCACGCCAAGUCCAGCAGGGAAAGAAACUCCCUUGUUUCCACAUGGAGCGGGAACCGGAGCUGAAAGCAUCCGUGGUCUCCAGUAACUGUGACAAACAAUCUGUGAUUCGUGUCCUAAGAGCAGUGUUUCGUUUGCACCACGCUGUUAUUAAGGUAAUUCUUAGCGGUCUUGCAGAUUUGAUGGAGUCAAGUUUUGCACUCCGGGUGUGAUCAUCUGUAUUUCUGGUAAUCAUUAUGAAGAAACCUUUGAGUUGUAUACUUAUGUACAUUUUAUUAAAACUGUAUCUGAUUACAAUA